AUGGUGCAUUAUCCUGUUGGUAAACACCAUCCCCCGCAGNGUGAACAAUCUCUUAAACCUGAACCAUUUUCUAAAGUUUGUAAUGACCAGCCCUGUCCCAUUACUUACCGAUGGGAUGUGUCAGAGUUUGGAAACUGUUCUCAAGAAUGUGGAGGUGGUCUGAAAACACGACAAAUUAAAUGCAUCUCGCUGAAAGAUGGUGAAGAAACGUCUUCAACUCGAUGUCCUGGCCAGCCACCGAAAACUUCUGACACAUGCAAUGCGUUCGAUUGUCCACCAGCAUGGAAGGCAGAAUCCUGGAGCAAAUGUUCAAGAAGCUGUGAUGGAGGUUUCCAAACACGAAAACUGCAUUGCGAAAAAAUCCUGGCACCUCUCAACCAAGCAAUUCAACUGCCACCUUCAAAGUGCCUUAAGACUAGGCCAAAAGCAGUCAAGAAAUGCAAUUUGAAACCUUGUCCGCCUUUACCAAGAACGACAACCACCACGACUACGGAAAUGCCAGUAGCAAUUACCGAGAGUAGUAACAACACGGAAACUUUGGUUGAGUCUCCUUUUGACAAUGUCUUUGUUCAGAAAUAUCCGAACAG
Parasteatoda tepidariorum (common house spider) is the source of this 587-nucleotide messenger RNA. NCBI's taxonomy places the organism in Eukaryota, Metazoa, Arthropoda, Arachnida, Araneae, Theridiidae. The record is from RefSeq and is a predicted model, not a curated record.